Molecule: messenger RNA, 1434 nt
Organism: Clonostachys byssicola
Lineage: Eukaryota; Fungi; Ascomycota; Sordariomycetes; Hypocreales; Bionectriaceae
Source: the annotation of a GenBank genome assembly
AUGGGCCAUCAAGCAGAUGCAAUCCCCUGGAAGAGCCUGGCGUCGACCCUUGAGUGGACGUUCGAGGCAGAGUGUUGUUUCGGCGCCACCAACUUCCACCCGCGAUGGUUCGAUAACCGGCAGGAGAUCUUCAUCCAAUUCGUUGACUCUCUUACCGCGAGGAUCCGGAAAUGCGCAACGCAGGAACGUCUGAAAUUCCCCGAGAGGAUUCAGAGCACAUCGCCAGAGAAUAUUGUGAUUAGUGAUGGAGUGGCUGAGAAGAUCAACCCGACUAUUGAGGCGUGGCGGAGGGACCGUGAGCUUCGUUGCAAGCUCUAUUCGAUGGAUGAGCCGGAGUGGGAGGAGCUUCCGAACCCGGCAGACCGAGGAGAAUUUGAAAAGAUGCUCUAUCAACGCGGCCAUGACGGCAUGGAGUAUCGUCAUGUACUUCCGAUCGACCAGCGUAAGAUGGAGGCUUUCUUGCACGAGCACACCACGAACGAGUGCCGAACCCUUUUUGAGACCAACGGCCCGGCAUUGUUUAGUGCCGAAGUAGCCAAGACGCUCCUGAUGCGUGGGGAGAUGGAAACACUUCUCCGGAUCUGCUCCCACCCAGAGGCAGUUAUCCGGACAUGGUGGGAUGCGCCCCGAUGUGGGUGCUCUAGGAUAGGCUGUUGCAAUCCCUCCGAGGAGAUUAGCUGGAGGAGGAUGCACACUAGUGCCCUGAUGUCGUACAUUGUGUUAAACGUCCUGUCUUACUUCCCUGACCAGUUGGGAAAGGGCUCUCAGUAUCCAGCUCCCGAGAAGGACUACCGCCGCUCCAAGGCAUACCAGAGCAUGGUGAUACACGCAACCGAGCAUAGAUGGACAGCUGAUGUCAGUCAGAUCCCUCACCGGCUGUUCUUUGGCCUUGAGAGAGGUCAGCUGAGCCCAGUACCCAAAAAUACGGAUGAUGGGCCUGACGAUGGGGAUAUCUCCCCCGAAUAUCCAUUCAUGUCGAAAGGGUUCAUGCCCUACGACCAGUUCUUGAACUGCCAAUCCGAAGCAAAGGGUCAUCUGCCUACUGCGGUUGACAUCGCCCAGGUCAGGGCGGGACUGGUCAACCAGACGCAGCUCCCGCCUGAGCUCGUCAACGACAUUCUGGUGGAAGCGGACUAUGACACCCCCCAGAGCCGGCUGCGCGUCCCGCACCAUCCCUUCCACGCUGACAAUGCGGAGGAUCUGAAGACGUACAUUGAGUACUGUUGGGCUAUACUUGUGCGGUGUGAGAUGGUUGCGAGGGAACUGGGGGAGGAGAUUAGUUGGCAGAAUGAUAUUACUCGGGUCGUGAAUGCUUGCUUCAACUGCUAUCGCGGGCCGAGGAGCUUGGGUGCGGUUCACUCAGGGCGGGGGAUUGGUCCUGGUUCUGGGCGGGAUCUUUUGAUCCAGUAUCAGAUGAUACGGAAGACUGAUUAG